AUGAGACUUGCAACAGUUGCAUCGACGCUGCUGGCCAUCGUCGCAGCGGUCGACACAACCGUGGACUUGGGGUACAGCAGAUACAAAGGCAUCUCCCAAGCAAAUGGUGUCAGUCAAUGGUUGGGCAUCCGCUUCGCCGCACCACCAGUUGGCGACCUUCGGUUUGCGCCGCCCAAGGAUCCCGAGCGCACAAGCCAGCUACAGCCCGCCAACAAGUAUGGCAAGGCAUGUCUGGCCACCGACGCAAAUCCCAACGACGAAGGCACCGCUGAAGACUGUCUGUUCCUCGAUGUCCAGGCGCCGACCAACGUAUCGGCUGACGCCAAGCUCCCUGUCUUCAUCUACAUCCAGGGCGGCGGUUUCAAUGUCAACUCCAACACCAAAAUCAAUGCCUCGGGGCUAAUUGCCGCGAGCGACUUUGGCAUCGUAGUCGUCAGUUUCAACUACCGCGUUGGGCCGUACGGCUUCCUCAGCAACAGCGGCGACGACGCCAACGCCGUCAUGCCCAACAAUGGCCUGCGCGACCAGCUCAAGGUCAUGCUAUGGGUGCAGGACCACAUCGCCAAGUUUGGUGGCGACCCCGAUCAUGUCGUCGUAGGAGGCUCCAGUGCCGGUGCCGAGAGUGUCGCCCUCCACCUGACCGCCAACUACAGCACCGACUCUAAACUCUUCCAUGGGGCCAUCGCCGAGUCUCCCUCCUUCGCCACGAUGCUCACCGUGGACGAGGCGGGGUAUCAGUAUCGCCAUCUAGCUGCCCGCUUGGGCUGUGUCGUCCCAGAUAGCCUGGCCUGUCUGCGCAACAAGACGGCCGUCGAGCUUCAGGCACACAACUUCAACAUUCCGCUGCCAAAUGCUGCAUCAGCGCCAGAGUACAUGUACCUGCCGACUAUUGAUGGCGAGCUCGUGCCCGACUACACGUACCGCCUUCUCGAGCAGAGACGCUUCCUACGCGUCCCUACCAUCUUUGGAGACGACUCCAAUGGCGGGACCAAAUUUGCGCCGCGCAACACCUCGACUCUCGCGCAGAGCAACUCUUACAUGCUGGAUCAGUACCCGUUCAUGACCAUCGAGCAGCUGAUCGAGGCGAACAAACUGUAUCCGAACCCAAACACGACGUGUCCACACAAGGGAUGCUACUGGCGGCAGCUCAGCAACGUGUACGGCGAGGCGCGCUACAUGUGUCCUGCAAGGGCAUUCACAUCGGCUCUUUCGCAGUCCGGCGUGAGUCGCUCGUUUGCCUACCGGUGGAAUGUCGAGGACCCGGCGCAAAUGGCCGAGGGGCUUGGCGUGCCUCACACGGUCGAGCUGAGCGCGCUCUGGGGACCUGAGUACGCGCCCAAGCCUCCCAGGAGUUAUGAGAAGGGUGGCGUGAACGAGCGUGCCUCACCGGUCAUGCAAUGUUACUGGGUCAAUUUCAUCAAGCACUACGAUCCUAAUGCUGGGAAGGGUUGCACGAGCGAGGACACAGCGCGAUGGGAGCCAUGGUCGCCGCGCAGGCAGAGCAGGAUCGUGUUUCAGACGGCAGGCAAGACACAGAUGGAGCCAUUUGGGCAGGCGCUGAACGCUCGAUGUGACUUUUGGGCCAAGUACGGUACUGCGCAGCGGUUGUGA
Messenger RNA from Purpureocillium takamizusanense, 1611 nucleotides. Its product is annotated as Cholinesterase. The record is from RefSeq and is a predicted model, not a curated record. NCBI's taxonomy places the organism in Eukaryota, Fungi, Ascomycota, Sordariomycetes, Hypocreales, Ophiocordycipitaceae. The coding region runs from base 1 to 1611 and encodes 536 amino acids. The transcript is spliced from 2 exons.